GAGGAGCUUUGUGUAACACUUGGAAAACUGAACACACUUCACUUCCAAAAUGCCUGUAAGGAGAGGACAUGUGGCUCCACAGAACACCUUCCUGGGGUUCAUCAUCAGGAAAUUCGAAGCACAAAAUAAGAAAUUCAUUAUUGCUAAUGCCAGGGUCCAGAACUGUGCGAUUAUAUACUGUAACGAUGGCUUCUGCGAGUUGACGGGAUUCUCAAGGCCAGAUGUCAUGCAGAAACCAUGCACUUGUGACUUCCUCCAUGGCCCAGAGACCAAGAGACACGACAUUGCACAGAUAGCGCAGGCCUUGCUGGGGUCAGAAGAAAGGAAAGUCGAGGUCACCUAUUACCACAAAGACGGUUCAACGUUCAUUUGCAGUACCCAUAUUAUACCCGUAAAGAACCAGGAAGGUGUAGCCAUGAUGUUCAUCAUGAAUUUCGAGUGUGUCUCAAAGCUUGACAGUCCCAGCUCCCCGGAUAAAUUAAGCCAAAUUGUUCCACUGAAAUCAGAAAACCGCAAAAUGUUUGGAUUCCGGUUACCAUCGUUAAGACUUCUGAACUACAGGAAACAAUCGUUACCGCAGGAAGACCCUGAUGCCGUCAUAGUGGACUCAAAGCACAGCGAUGAUUCUAUGGCCAUGAAGCACUUUAAAUCCCCCACUAAGGAAAGUUGCAGCCCCUCUGAAGCAGAUGAUACAAAAGCACUAAUAGACUCUAAUAAGUGUUCCCCUCUGGUGAAUAUAACUGGACCUCUAGACCAUUCUUCACCCAAACGGCAAUGGGACCAGCUAUUUCCGGACAUGCUUCAAGCAGGUUCCCGCUUGUCUCAUGCACGAUCAAAAGAAAGUAUUUGUAGCAUGAGACGAGCGUCUUCAGUUCACGAUAUUGAAGGAUUUACUAUUCAUCCCAAAAGUGUUUUUAGAGACCGCCAUGCGAGUGAAGAUAACGGUCGCGAUAUCAAAGGCCCUUUUAAUCAUAUCAAAUCAAGCCUUCUCGGAUCGACUUCUGAUUCAAACCUGAACAAAUACAGCACCAUCAACAAAAUCCCUCAACUCACACUGAACUUUUCAGAUGUAAAAACUGAAAAAAAGGCAUCCUCUCCUCCAUCGGAAAAAGCGAUCAUAGCGCCCAAGGUGAAGGAGCGAACACACAAUGUUACAGAGAAGGUUACGCAGGUUCUGUCACUGGGAGCGGACGUCUUGCCGGAGUACAAACUUCAAACACCUCGUAUCAAUAAGUUUACUAUAUUGCACUAUAGCCCUUUCAAAGCCGUGUGGGACUGGCUCAUUUUGUUGCUCGUUAUUUAUACCGCGAUUUUCACUCCUUAUUCAGCUGCCUUCCUUCUGAAUGACAUAGAGGAGCAGAAGAGACGCACGUGUGGAUAUUCCUGCAACCCUCUGAAUGUCGUAGACUUAAUGGUGGAUAUCAUGUUUAUCAUCGAUAUCCUCAUAAAUUUCCGGACCACAUACGUUAAUCAGAACGAGGAGGUAGUCAGCGAUCCUGCAAAAAUAGCUAUUCAUUAUUUUAAAGGCUGGUUCCUAAUAGAUAUGGUUGCAGCAAUACCUUUUGAUCUGCUGAUAUUUGGAUCUGGCUCAGAUGAGACUACUACUCUCAUCGGGCUCUUGAAGACUGCGCGGCUACUUCGCUUGGUCAGAGUAGCCAGGAAGCUGGACAGAUACUCAGAAUACGGUGCUGCUGUCCUCAUGCUGCUAAUGUGUAUUUUUGCAUUAAUUGCUCACUGGCUUGCUUGCAUCUGGUAUGCAAUCGGCAAUGUGGAACGACCUUACCUAAUUCACAAAAUUAGCUGGCUGGAUGCCCUGGGUGAUCAAAUAAAGAAACCGUAUAAUUACAGCGACCCCAGCUCGGGACCAUCUAUCAAAGACAAAUAUGUCACAGCACUUUAUUUUACCUUCAGCAGUCUGACAAGUGUGGGCUUUGGAAAUGUGUCUCCCAAUACCAACUCGGAAAAAAUCUUCUCCAUUUGUGUAAUGUUGAUUGGCUCAUUAAUGUAUGCAAGUAUUUUUGGAAAUGUAUCUGCAAUAAUCCAAAGAUUAUAUUCAGGAACUGCACGUUACCAUAUGCAAAUGCUACGAGUGAAAGAGUUUAUAAGGUUUCAUCAGAUUCCCAACCCCUUACGCCAGAGGCUUGAAGAGUAUUUCCAGCAUGCUUGGACCUACACCAAUGGCAUUGACAUGAAUAUGGUACUAAAGGGAUUUCCAGAAUGCCUGCAAGCUGAUAUUUGCCUGCACCUCAAUCAAACGUUACUGCAGAACUGCAAAGCAUUCAGUGGAGCAAGUAAAGGAUGUCUUCGAGCUUUGGCUAUGAGGUUUAAAACUACCCAUGCACCCCCAGGAGAUACACUCGUGCACUCAGGAGAUGUGCUCACUGCGUUGUAUUUUUUGUCAAGAGGUUCUAUUGAAAUCCUUAAAGAUGAUAUAGUUGUUGCGAUAUUAGGUAAAAAUGAUAUUUUUGGAGAGAUGGUUCACCUAUAUGCUAAACCUGGGAAGUCCAAUGCUGAUGUUCGAGCUCUCACCUACUGUGAUCUUCACAAAAUUCAGCGAGAGGAACUACUGGAAGUUUUGGACAUGUACCCGGAAUUUUCAGACCAGUUUCUCACAAAUCUAGAGCUGACUUUUAAUUUAAGAGAUGAAAACACAAAGGCCGCACUUCUAAGAACACAUGCAAAUUCUGACUUUAAUGAAGAGAACUGCGACAUAAGAAGAAGGAAAUUAUCUUUUAAAGACAAAUCAGAUGAAGAAGACUGGACCAAUGGUUCAGAGAAUUCUUUGGAUGAUCUCAGACAUUGUUCCUACAACAGGAAUAACACAGACAAAAAAACAAGUGGAUUGUCUUCGCUGGUAUCUUCCAUUAAUGAACAGAAGCCGCUGUUUACUGAAAUUGGUGGUUACAGCUCUGUUUUCACCGAACCUACUGGUCCCCAGUUUGAAGAACCUGUGUGUCCUGACAAGUUAACAAUCACCAAAAGAAGCUUAUCCUAUCGAGAUAUAGCAAGUCCGAGGAGCUGGGAGAGAGAAAGUCAUGGACUACACGAGAGUACAACCCAUCACACAGUCUUGAGCAAUGUAACCUGGGGAAUGGGAGAAGCCGACAAUGACCUGACCUACACUGAAGUGGAGCACAGACUCGACCUUAUUCAAGAACAGAUGACCAGGUUAGAGUCACAGAUGACUGCCGACAUCCAGAGCAUCCUCCAGCUCCUGCAGAGACAGGCCUCAGUGGUGCCCCCAGCAUAUAGCAUGGUAACAGCCAGUUCAGACUACCAGAGGCCAGCUGUUAGACAGCAGAUUGUACAUUCCGGGGUGCCCAUCAAAACAAAUCGCAGCUUCACUCCUUCAUCACAGAGUCCAGAAUUGGUAGACUUUGAAAAGUCCAGACCAAAAUCCAAAGAGUCCCUCUCCAGUGGAGUCCAUCUCAACACGGCGUCCGAAGACAACUUGACGUCGCUACUUGAUCAUGACUGCGACUCUCCGAUUGAGCUACGGGCUAGGCAUUGUCCAUCAUAUCUCAACCCAGUGAGGCACACUUCCCUGCCAGAUUCUUCCAUACACAACAAAGGGGCUGUGUCCCUCCACAGGCAUGAAUCUGACCCAGGUCUGCCGGGAAAAUUAUCCAAAAAUUGAAAAAAAGUUAAUUUUUAUAAGUACCUUCAACUAUAUUGUAAGUGCUUUUAACGGCUGUUUUCCUCUUUGUAUUUUAAAUCCUCUUUACUUGACUCAGGGGCAAAAAAAUGAUAUCUAAUAUGCAAAAGUAUUGUAUAUUUUGAUACAUUUGAAGCUUACUAAAAGUACAUUUGAAAAAAAGAAAAUCUAUAUAUAAG
Molecule: messenger RNA, 3834 nt
Organism: Nanorana parkeri
Lineage: Eukaryota; Metazoa; Chordata; Amphibia; Anura; Dicroglossidae
Gene: KCNH7
Product: potassium voltage-gated channel subfamily H member 7
Exons: 17
Coding region: 50-3637 (1195 amino acids)
Biological process (GO): potassium ion transmembrane transport; membrane repolarization during action potential
Cellular component (GO): membrane
Molecular function (GO): inward rectifier potassium channel activity
Source: RefSeq, a predicted model, not a curated record